Cyclocybe aegerita is the source of this 1005-nucleotide messenger RNA. Lineage: Eukaryota; Fungi; Basidiomycota; Agaricomycetes; Agaricales; Hemipholiotaceae. The record is from the annotation of a GenBank genome assembly.
AUGUAUAUAAAUCUUCAGCAGGCCGUAUACUGUUUCUCACAAGUGGCGUAUGAUAUUUAUUCUGUUCUAUGCGAAUUUUCCUUCGGCGAUGGAAAAGGCAGAGUGCUUCCGUUACCCUUAAGCCUCGCUUUCAUCACGCUUUCAUCACGCUUUCAUCAUCUCAAAAUGACAGAACCGAUCGCGGAACCCACAUACGCGACCUAUGUGGGCGGCGAAGUGCAACAUGAAUCCGACCAUAUCGACAGUACCCACAACUCGACCCAGUUCUCUAAUCACGCUCAGGUCCCAGACCUAUCGGAUGUCGGUGACAAUCCCAAGUGGAUUUACAUCGAGACUCGGAGGCCUCCUUCCGAUGUGAACUUGGACGUUCUGUUUGCGCCCAUGCGAAUGGGGUUCAACUACAAGAUCGAGAUGCUCUAUCAGUGUGCUCUUGGCCACCUUGUCACUGGGUUUCCCGGCACGUUGCAAAAAUGGGACAAGCGUAAUUCUCAGCGAACCUUCCGGCUUCAUGGGAGCGCAGGAGAGGACCUGAAGAUCUUGUACUACCUCAUUCACUGUGAUGCUUGGUGGAUACUCCCCGCGACAGCUUAUCAUUUCCUCACAUUCGACCGUCUCAAAAACAUUCUUGCGGCUCCGAUUUGGGCAUAUUUCAAGAAGGAGCACCAGGACAAGUUGCUUUUGGGCUAUGUCGAACAGCUCACAGCUCACAGGAGAAUAUCCCAAUUUAUUCCUGGUAUUCCUGUGAGGGGAUGCAGCAACUAUUGGGGGUGUACAAAGGUGGCAAAGAAGUGGUUUGCCUCAAUGGCGAGGGAGCGCCAGAAUGACCCACUUGCGAUGCCCUCGAAUUAUCGUGAAAGCAUCAAGCAAAUUUACCCCGAAUGCCGACACCAAUGUCGAAAGAGACACGAGGCUGCACGCGAGGCGUUUUGGGAACGAUUACCGGGCCUUUUGUUUGAUGGGAUAGGGCGAGACACACUGAGGGAGAAGAAACAUGCAGCGAAAUAG